Meira miltonrushii is the source of this 5631-nucleotide messenger RNA. RefSeq lists its product as uncharacterized. The transcript has a single exon. The record is from RefSeq and is a predicted model, not a curated record. Lineage: Eukaryota; Fungi; Basidiomycota; Exobasidiomycetes; Exobasidiales; Brachybasidiaceae. The coding region runs from base 1 to 5631 and encodes 1876 amino acids.
AUGAUGCGAGUCAAAAGUUUCCCAUUAUCUGGCCAGGUGCCAAAAGCCGUCAUUGCUCUUUUGAUGGUACUAAGCUUUAUCUCUUGUGCAACACUCACUCGUCGCGAUCAACACAUCUUUGAGCUGGCUCAAAAUGAUAAUAAUCGUCAAAUGUCGACCUCCAUUGCUGACCCCACAACUCAACUCUUGGGAGCGCUGUUAGAGAACACUUCUGAUAAUCAAAAAUCUUGGAGAAGUGCAGACGUGGUAGAAACAUCUUCAAAUGGACCAAUCGUGAUUUAUGCAUCCGAUCACGACAAUCCUGAUAUUCGCACACCUACUAUCACAGAAAUCGUUUCUUUUGGCGAGCAAGAUGUCGAUUCUGACCUUGGUCAUGUUCAACGAUCUUGGCUAGACCGUAAUCCAAAAUCUCGAAACUUGAUCGCUACCGGCAUUAUGGGCUCUGCGAUCGCAUAUGCUCUCACAUCUGUACGCAAAGCUUCCCAUAUGGACCCCGUUCCUGAUUCUGUGCAGCAUGCAUUGGCAAUGGUCAAUCCGGUUGCAAAGCCUGUUCAUAAGGAGAAUAUCAAGCGUGAUGAAGAACUUGAUUCGCCUUCCUUUGUCAAAAGAGCUCAUGGUCGUUGGCGUGCAGGUGCUUUGGGUGCUGCUCUUGGUGGAUUUGGAAUGUACAUUCAUUCAAAUAAGCUGGUACCUGAUAUCAAAGAAUCCCUGUGGCCUUCUCGCAAUACCAACGGUAACGGUAAACGGGGCAUUACGGAAAUCAUCUUUGUUCGUGACGAUGAUGAAGAAGUUGAAAGUGAUUGUCCUCAAAAGAGAGCAGGCGGAAAGAAUCUUGCUUAUCCUCUGUAUGCAACUGCGGCUGCUGUGGGUCUAUAUGGUUUGCACAAGUACAACAACGGUGGCUUCCAAACUCAAGCUCAAACUACUUUGCAAAAGCGAUCCGUUAUACCCGAAGAGCCUGAAAAAGAUGAGAUCCAACUUGAACGUCGUGGUAGAGGCUGGAGAGACACAGGCUCAAUGAACGCUCGCGUCAUGAUCUCACCCUCGCACAAACAGGUCAAAGUAUACUGGCAAAGUGGUGGCGUUGUUCGCUUUGAUCGUCAGGUGAACAACCCAAAUGGCGGUAGCUCAGGCGACGAACAAGGUAAUUGGAGAACGGUUCAAAGUUUUGGAGCAAGAGCAUUUUUGCCCAAGGAUCGUGGACAAUUGAAAAUUAUCUGGAGAUCUGGUAAUAUCACCAUGUACAAUCGCAAUGGAGGCGGUCAAGGAAAUUCUCCUCCACCUAGCAACAACAACGGCAGCAACAAUAACAAUAAUAACAACGGUCCUAAUUCUGGUGACUUUAGCCAACCGAAUAGUGCAUUUUCUAGUUUGCGCAUGCGUGGCCAUCAAGGUUGUGCAUCUUUGACUUGGCUCAUUAUGUUUGCUUUGACUGCUUUUUUGACAUUAGGCAGUGUUUCUGCAGACGAUGGCGAGGCUUUUGACGCUCUCGCUCGCUCUCCCGGCUUGGAAAAGAGACAAUUCCUCUUUCGGAGGGCAAACACUACUCAAGGCUGGACAGGCGUUCAUCAUCUCGACGCAGAAUCAAAGAUCUCGCCUACUCAUAAUCUCGUAAAAGUGAUUUGGAAUUCUGGCAAUGUGACUACCUACAAUCGUACCGAUGGUCAAAGUCCACCUGUUUUGCCGACAUUUGUUCUUCCAGACGAUGAGCCAGUGAUGUGGAGAACGGUGAAAAGUUAUAAUGCAAAAACUCAACUUUCAAACGAUCACGAACAAUUGCGUGUUAUUUGGAAUUCUGGCAACAUCACCAAUUUUGCAAAACUACCGCCCAAUCCUGAACAGCCACCACCGCCCAACCCGGUACAACUUCGGAGUCAGAUAAACAACGUGAUCCCUUUACCGGGACCCAAAAGCACAGACAACGACUCUAAUGAUAGUCCACCCAAUAAUGCAACAUCGAAUUCGGGUUUGCGUAGCAAAGCAGUCGGCAAUGUUGGCAUUGCAGGUCUGCUUCUUUUUUGGUGUGUAUUCUUCCUAUUCUCUGGUGAUGUUUUGGCGGGUGAAAGCACAGAAGAUAGAAUCAAUUCUGCUGAUCUUGUUAAGCGUUCAAAUGUCCUUGCAGCACAAACGCAUCUGGACAACAUGCCCGUAACAAAACGAUCGAGAUUACAGGCUGGUGAAGAAGAAGGCAAGAAUGCUUUGGUUCGACGUGAUCGUUACAGCGGCUGGACUCCACUUUCCGCCAUGCCGGCAAGGUCUUUCAUUUCACCGUCACAUGAUCAGCUCAAGAUGGAACGUCAAGGUGGUCAAGGUCCCGAAAUCUUCAUUCGCGAUAAAGACACAAAUGGUCCUCCACUUCCACCAAACCAUCAAUGGCAACGGUUACGUGACAUGAAUGCAAAAGCAAGACUUUCGCAGGACGAGACGAGGAUUGCUGUGAGAUGGAACAGUGGUUCAAUAACCGAAUAUAUCAGAAGAUCAACGUUGCAGAAACGAUCUUUGCCUGAAGAGGACUCUUUAUCCUCACACAAGCAUCGUUUCCAUCGUCGUCAUGUUUCAACAACGGCCCAUGAUUCACACGAGCAUACUGCCAAAGAUUUUCAGCUUGGUCGUGUUUCUCCUCCAAGCCAUCAUAGGAGCUACGAUCAACGAAAGGCGCAACAAGCCCAGGCCGAUGCCCGGGCGAAGAAGCAUCAUAAAAAUUCUGCUCACGGCAAUUUGCGCAGAGGUGGUCUUGGUAUGAAUGAUGGUGUGUCUUGGGUAAUCGUUUUCUUUGCCUUUUCAGUUUUGUUUUUUGCAAGCGUUUCAGAGGGCAGUGAACUGGAAGUAGCCGGGAAUGAUCUAGCUUCGGAUUUUAUGGCUAAGCGACAAUUUACACAGCUUGCUGGUGCUUCGUCUGUUUCUUCUCCUUCUUUGAGUGGUAAUGUACCAUUGCUGUUCAAUUCUGUUCAAUUAAGUUCAAUUCCUCAUUCCACACUUGGCUCAAUUCAAGGAUACAAGAGCAAUACAGCACGUAAAGCCUUACGUGAAAGUCCACCACCAGAACCAUCUCAAGCUAAACCUGCUUCGCGAAAAUCUCGCUUAAGAACAAAGAGAGGACCAGGAAAGUCGGCUAUGGCAAAAAGAGAGGUGGGUAAAAAUGAAGUAGCUGAUGAGAACCUACUAUUGAAACGAUCUAUUGCAACCGUGUCCAGCUCAGCUCCUUCUAGCGCUCCGAUGAGCUCGCCUGCCUAUGGUAAUACGCAAUCAUCCACGGCUUUUACUCAAGACAAUUGGCAUGAUGGCAACCCAGGCAAACCUUCACAACCGAGAAAUUCCGUAGCUAUUCACGAAGAGUUCGCUCGACAAUACGGGAGAAAAGAUGGCAUCGAAGAUUCACGCAGAGAACUUAAAGGAGGAGGUCAUGGAGGCGGAGGAAGGGGUAUCCCCAAAACUGGCCGUGGUGGAGGCGGCAAGAAGAGUGCAGCCGCUGGAAGUUCAACGAAGAAUGCUGCUUUGCUGGCAGGAGGUGCCGCUGUUGGUACAGCAAUGGCACUAAAUCAAGGCGGUGAAGGAGGCGGUAAUGCACCGUCAUCGAAGAAAGUUGGUGGAACCACUGACGCAAGAUCCAAAAAAUCAAGACUCAGAAACAAGAUGAUGUCCGCAAGGAGUUUGCAAAACGAAGAGCUUUCUCAGCUUCUCAUCAAGCGAGCUGACAUUCCAAGCGACUUCUUCCUCACCAAACGAUCUGUUGCAACGAUAUCCAACACGCUCGCUCCUUCCAGCUCUCCAGCCAAUCCGCCUGCUUAUGGAACUUCGCAAACAUCUACAGCUUUCACUCAAGACAAUUGGCAGGAUGGCAAUCCGGGCAAACCUGCAAGACCGAGAAAUUCUGUUGCUGUCCACGAUGACUUCGUUCGUCAAUACGGAGGAAAGGAUGCUAUUGAUCAUCUACAUCGAGAGCUCAAAGGAAGCAGUGGAGGUGGCAGCUCUCAUAGCGGUGGUGGUAGUUCUCGUGGUGGUGGCAGUAGCAGUAGAGGCAGUAGCAGUAGAACUCCUAGCUCACGCUCACGUCCAUCACCGCCAACUACUUGUCGAGACAGAUAUGGAAGACUUACCAGUGAUUGCUUUGACUCCAGUGCGGGAAAGGGCAAAUCAGGUAGUGCAGCUUUGAUGGCAGGCGGAGCAGCUGCUGGUACAGCGAUUGCUUUGUACCGAGGUGGCGGUGGUGGAGAAGAUACGCCAUCGCAGAAGAAAAAAGGUGGAUUUGCUGAUGCUAAAUCAAAGAAGUCAAGAUUGAGAAAGCAAAUGAUAUCGGAAAGAAACUUCCAAGAUGAAGAUUUAUCGAUGCUUCUUGUUAAAAGAAACUUUCAAUCCGACUUUGUUUCUGUCAGCAAUUUUUCUAUCCUGAAACGAUCGAUCACGCCCUCUUCGGGACAAACGCCACCCCUGUCUCAAUCGAAUCUGCCUUCUAUGGCCAGCAGCUCUACUUCAUCGGGUCUUCCAAGAAGACUUGCUGAUCAUCACGCAGAACAAGUCAGACAUUACGAAACUCUUGCAAAGGAAUAUCCUGUCAACCGUCAAAUGUUCGAUGAAAAGAGAGCAUCGGUCCGUGAUAGCCAACUUCCAAGUCCUUCAAAAAGUGGAGAUUCAGGAGCCGAACCAAAGCCAUUAAAGACAAUCAAAGGUAGGAAGUCACAUGCACUCGCCACAGGUCUAGUAGCAACGGGAGCUGCCGGUGUCGCGGGAGCCGAGGUACACAGAAGGAUGAGAAAAGGUGCUGAAAGGAAAGGAGGUGUGAGAGGAAGGCGAGUACGAUUUGCAGGGAUCGAUAAGAGAUCACUCUUGAAAGAUGGAGAAGGACAAGAUAUAAGCACAUUUUUCAAACGCUCAAUCGUGCCUUAUACAGGUCAAGCAAUGUCCAAGUCAGAAGCACCUUUGCCAUCCAUCACGAACAAGCCUACUUCUUCUACCUCAUCUGCUUCAGGUUUGUACGAUGUCUGGCCAAAUGGACAACCAGGUGCACCAAAGGAUCUUGGUGCUCAUCAUGCUCGUCAAAGGAAUGAGUAUGAAAGGUUGAUUCGACUGCCAUCCAGUGCAAGACCAUCAACUGCUCAAUCACCUCAGAAAAAUUCAGUUUCCAAUGUUGGUCUCGCAUUCUCCUCCACCGUGGCAGCAGCAGGUAUUGCAGUUGCAGGAUAUCCAAUAGCAUACCAGUAUAUCGAUAGGAACCGAAGGAGAAGGGCCAGACGUGAACAAGCAAUGAACAAGCGUACUAUCGAAAUCGACGAGUCUGUACAAAGUGAAGAUGCGCGAUUGCUCCCUCGGAUCAACCCUCCAACAGGCAAGAUGGAGAAAGCGCUUUUGAUUGGGAGCAGUGCACUCUUAGCAGCAGGCGGCUUAGUUGCAACAAAAGCAGUUUUGACACCUCCUAAACCUAUCGGUGAGAAACGUGAUCUAGAUCAAGUGGAUGAAUCGGCAAAAGAUGUUUUAAUGGAACGUAGUCCAAUUUCAGCUGGUGCGAAAAAUCUCAUGAUCGGGCUUGGAUCUGCAGCAGGAGUAGGAGGCCUGACCUUACAUGCCUUGAACAGGGAUGCAGUCCACAAAGACAAAGGGUACGGCGUUGGCAAGAUUGCCGAUCAAGUUUGGUAA